AUGGAGUCUAGAGUGAUACUUUAUCCACCCGAUGACCUGAGCUGUACUGAGUGUGCAGUGGUUUCUUCAUCUCGAUCUGGGUUCCAACAGCAUUAUGCUACGGUUCACGAAAUCCUUAUUACCUGGCUCUGCUCCAAUUGUCGAGAAAAACAGUUUGAGUUGGUGCGAUCUAUAUCCUCGCAUCUUACUAAGUGCUUACGAAGACGCCCUGCGGCCUCGCAGCCGCCGAGAGCUACAUCCUCUGGGGCGAUAGCGAAGGCACGAUUGCCUGCGACUUGUUCAGAACAAUCAGGACCAGAAGAUGAGGUCGAGCAGAUCGAUACAAUCAGUGCAAGCAUCGACUCUCAUGGCCGGUGGACCGAGUCUGAAUUGCGGGCCCUUGCUAAUCUGGAAGCCACCAUGAUGCACCUCCCCUUUAUCAACCAAGAACUGGCAAAGCGAUUUACGACAAGGUCAUUAAUGGCGAUUCGAAUGCAGAGACAUCAACAGCGUUACAAAGACAUUUUACAAGUGGCUUUACGAGAUAGGCCAGCAGCUAAUUCAUCAGCUGUUGUGGGUGUUGCCUGUCAAGAUUAUUCAUUACAGGCUACCAACGCCCUCCAGAUUGAAGCCCCAGAGCUCCUUAGCCUCCGAGAUCAAGAGUCCGAGACCGUUGCCCUGCCAAGAAACGGAUCUUAUCUGAGUGAAGAGCAGAUAGAGGGGUUCCCCGAUGUGUCCGGGAUCGGGCUUCCCGCCGGUUCGGCCGACGGGGCCUCGGGUGUGCCCGCUGUGGCGGCUGACCCGCUUGAUUUGCCCUGCCCUAUCACCACCCAAGAAGAGGCCGACGGCCUAUCGACUGCUAUCAGUUCACCUUGUUCAACGACCUCUCCUGCAAUCGAUUUAUCCGACGAUAUUUCGCAGUUGGCCGGUCUGAUCGCUAGAGAACAGACUACUCAUUCCAGUUCUGCCCUUUACGGGGUUUUAGGAGAUAUACCCGCUUGGGAACCUCCUGGCUAUGCGAACACGAUUAUGCAGGUUAGAGAACUGAGCACCCCGGAGGACCGCCUGUCGGUCGACAACAAUUAUAGGGGUAUUAGUGGUGUGGACGGGCGAUCGGGCGGAGAGGCGGCGGCUGCGGGUUCGGCCGGGGCCCCGGUGGCCGGGGCGUGUGGGGGCCCGCCCUUGGUAGCGUCUGGGGAACUCGGCUUUAUCGACCCUCUGCUUAUUAACAGGCUAAUCUCGGAUCCUGUUUCUGCUGAAGAUCUCAAAGAAAUCCUCAACAAGUUUGGAGUGACGAUGGAGUCCCCGAGAGGGCGAAGGCCUCCUGCAAGAGUGACACCCAGAAGAGCCGAGCCUGCUAACAGAUCUGAAAGAAAACGCUUAAGGUUCAAUGAGCACCAAAGAUUGUAUCGUCUCGGCCCUAAAGUGCUCUUACAUCAGUUGAUGUCCCAAGUAGAAGAUGGGGCCAGUUCCUUGUCGCUGAGGGAUAUCCAUUCCUUUUUCGACCCUCUAUUGUCUGGUUCAACUGUACGACCCCAGGUGGUUAUGUCAUCUACAAGUAAGACCACGGUGGAAGUUUCGCUCUUCGAGCUGGAAGAUGUGAGAGUGGCCCUUGCUGGCAUGGACAGAAAGGCUGCCGCAGGCACUGACCGAGUUUCUGUGAACGACUUGAUGGCGGUGGACUCUAGGAUACUGUUGCAUAUCAUGAACAACUUUUUCGUAUACAGGGCCAUACCUGAGGACCUAAAGAGCUCAAAGACAGUCUUUAUUCCAAAGAAGACAGCUCCGAAAUCGGCAAGUGAUGUCCGACCGAUCCCCAUGUCAUCGAUGCUAUGCCGUUUGUACUCGAGAUUACUUCUCCGGCGUUUGUCGGCCGAGAAUUCCUUCCACCCCCUUCAGGGAGGGUUUCAAGACGAUCGUGGAACAAGAACCAACUUGUUGACCCUCCAGGCCAUUAUGAAAAUCUUGAAAAAGAAGAAGAGCUUAUAUGCGGUUAGCCUAGACGUUCGGAAGGCGUUCGACUGCGUGUCGCACCAGGCCAUUGCAGCAGCGGCGCCUGGUAGAGGCAUCCCCGAGCAUUACAUAGAAGUGCUCAAAGACCUUUACAGCGGAUGCUCUACCACCUUUUACUGGAAUAGAGGGACUGAUGGGAGGAGGGUACCCGUUCGACAGGGUAUUAAGCAAGGUGACCCCCUCUCACCCUACCUAUUCAAUGCUGUUCUUGAUCCGCUGCUGCAAACUAUUAAUGGUUCUGGCUUGGGACUACAAAUCGAAGGCAGGCACGCAGCCGCAAUGGCCUUUGCAGACGAUGUAAUGCUCUUCUCUUCAAGCCUGGAGGGAUUGAAGGCCCUGAUUGGGCAGACGGAGGAAUAUCUCGGCCAGGCUGGACUUGUACCUAACCCGGAGAAAUCUCAGUACUUCGGUUGGAAAUAUGAUGGCAGAACCAAAUGGUUCAGCUACGACAUCACCCCGAUAGUUAUUGGCGGCAGGUUGGUCCACAAGAAAGGGAAGGAUAACCCGAUAACGUACCUAGGUAUCGAUAUAUAUGUCAACAGACCUUCUAGAGUCCGCGACUGCCUAACAGAGAAAAUGAUCGACUUGAUCUGCUCGGCUGCUAAAGCCUUUUCAAAAAAUUAA
Ornithodoros turicata is the source of this 2616-nucleotide messenger RNA. RefSeq lists its product as uncharacterized. Lineage: Eukaryota; Metazoa; Arthropoda; Arachnida; Ixodida; Argasidae. Bases 1 to 2616 code for a protein of 871 amino acids. The transcript has 2 exons. The record is from RefSeq and is a predicted model, not a curated record.